Symbiodinium sp. CCMP2592 is the source of this 591-nucleotide messenger RNA. The record is from the annotation of a GenBank genome assembly. NCBI's taxonomy places the organism in Eukaryota, Dinophyceae, Suessiales, Symbiodiniaceae.
AUGUGGACUGGGCUCUAUUUGGGCGACUGUUACCGGCUCUUCAGAAGACCUCGGUCGCUCCUGGCACAAGUGCUGAACUUGGGAUGUGCAUACUAUCUUGCAGUGAUGCUCUGGAAAGUCGUCAUGGUGACCACAAACUGUGAAAGCCCGGUAUUCAUUGUGCAGAGUGGCGGCGACCUCAGGUUACACCGCGGCGACAUCUUCUUCCUCACUGGCUCAGAUUCAUUCAGAGCAGGCGAUGAGGUGGUGUAUCAAGUACCGGGCAGGGAUGUUUUGGUUGCUCACAGGGUCGCCAACGUCCAUGAAGAGCCUGAUGGAACGCUAGCCUUGCUCACGAAAGGCGAUGAUAAUGUUGUGAAUGACCGCGGUCUCUAUCCGCAGGGGCAGCUGUUCCUUACCCGGCCGGAAAUCGUCGGGCGUGUUUCUGCAUAUCUGCCAUACCUGGGGAUCCUUAUACUUAUGUUGAACGACUAUUUGUAUUUGAAGUAUUGGCUUUUUUUCUCGAUGGUUUUCGCUUGCUUGGCUGGCCGUGGAAGUUGGAAGAGGUUCUUUGCAUUGAGUUUGGCAGACUGUGUGGCCCAUGGCUUCUAA